UAUUUAAAAUACGAUGAAUCACUUAAUGGUUGGCAAGUAUUUAAAAAUUUUGGUAACAUUUCCAUUUCAGCAUCAACGCCCCCACUCAACGUAAACUCAGCAAGUAAUCUCGUCCGACUUGAAUGCUAGAAAGCAAGCGUAUACAAUUAACUGCAAAUACUAUUAGAGAUUAAUUUGCAUAUAUACUCACACUCACCUUGCUCACACACUAAUCCCUCAAAUGGCUUCGACUAAGCAAUCAAGACAUGAACACGCUGGCGAAUAUGAUGGCGAGCCCGGCUGUCAUACACUGCACGAGGUUAACGCCAUGUUCCGCCACUAUUGGGACCCUACAAAAUAUUGGACAUGUGAGGAACAAGGACGUCCAGCCAAACUACAACGCUGUCCACAAUCUCAUCUCUACAUGGAUUCACAAAACCAAUGCGUUAUGUAUACCGAAUGGAAAUGGACAGAUCCCGCCGAGCCGCCAAGCCGUCCGAAAAGCGCAAAAAGCACGUGAGAUCGCUUGGAAUGAAUUUGAUUUACAAAAGCAAUUAAUAGAAAUGAAAGCUAAACGAAACGUGAUUUGAGCUAGCACAUGCAUGCGCCAAUACCUAUGUACUUACAUACAUACAUGCACAGUUAGAUAAUCAGCCGAUAGUGGUGUUCGUGCUGCUUCGAUGCUUGCACCUAUGUACAUGUAUACAUGAUAGAUAAGAUUGUAGAUAUAUUUAUGCUUAUAAGUAUGCCGCAAAUUUGUCAAUGUGAUGUAACAGUUCAGCAAAAACUUAGAUAAGUUAACUCGAACACACCAUAGUAUAUGUGUAUGUAUUUAAAUAUAGCCGAUGACUGAACAUUUGUUUUAAGUAAACAAAUUUUGGAUAUUAUUAAUUAAAUAUUAAAAACUGCCGAGUAAUUAUGUAGGUAGUUCGUUUAAAAAUGAAUUAUGCUUUAUUUAAUUUUAAAGAAAUAUUUAUAGUUGUACAAUUUAAAGGAAAUAGUUUAUGAAAAAACGCUUAUUAAAUACAUAAAUCAUAGAAAAUCUCAAAA
Rhagoletis zephyria (snowberry fruit fly) is the source of this 1029-nucleotide messenger RNA. RefSeq lists its product as uncharacterized. Gene Ontology annotation, molecular function: chitin binding. NCBI's taxonomy places the organism in Eukaryota, Metazoa, Arthropoda, Insecta, Diptera, Tephritidae. The record is from RefSeq and is a predicted model, not a curated record.